Molecule: messenger RNA, 1546 nt
Organism: Eleginops maclovinus (Patagonian blennie)
Lineage: Eukaryota; Metazoa; Chordata; Actinopteri; Perciformes; Eleginopidae
Gene: tmem147
Product: transmembrane protein 147
Exons: 8
Coding region: 132-809 (225 amino acids)
Source: RefSeq, a predicted model, not a curated record
GUUCCUACCUGUGGCGUAGUCGGAGGCAUUUCGAGGCUGAGCACACGCUUUUCCGGUUGUCAUUCAACGAGACAGCGCUGUGCUUCACCUCAGGACUCUAACACAGGAGCUGAACUCUGUGACCAGACACCAUGACACUGUUUCACUUCGGGAACUGCUUUGCCCUAGCAUAUUUCCCUUACUUUAUAACAUACAAGUGCAGUGGCCUCUCAGAGUACAAUGCCUUCUGGAGAUGUGUCCAGGCGGGAGCAACUUACUUGUUUGUCCAACUUUGUAAAAUGCUGUUCCUAGCAACAUUUUUCCCCACAUGGGAAGGAGGAGCUGGAGUUUAUGAUUUUGUAGGGGAAUUUAUGAAGUCAACAGUGGACAUGGCAGACCUGUUGGGGCUCCAUCUCGUGAUGUCCCGUAAUGCUGGUAAAGGAGAGUACAAGAUCAUGGUGGCUGCCAUGGGCUGGGCAACAGCAGAACUUGUGAUGUCCAGGUGUCUUCCUCUGUGGGUGGGAGCCAGAGGGAUUGAGUUUGACUGGAAGUACAUCCAGAUGAGCUUCGACUCCAACAUUAGUUUGGUCCAUUAUAUCGCCAUGGCAGCAGUGGUGUGGAUGUUCACACGAUACGACCUUCCUAAGAGCUUCAGGCUUCCUGUUACUGUGCUGCUGGCUCUGUGUGUCUACAAGGCCUUCCUCAUGGAGCUGUUCGUCCACGUCUUUCUGCUGGGCAGUUGGACCGUGUUGUUGGUGAAAGCCGUGCUGACCGGAGCCAUCUCUCUCUGCUCACUGUUUCUCUUUGUCACUCUGGUCCACAGCAACUAAGUCAAACUCAGCACCCUGGGAACAGCCUCCAACAGUCUUUUGGGUUCAGACUGGACCCCAGUUGUCAUAACUUAGAAGCUCCUGAUACCUUUUUUUCAGUCCAUGUAUCACCAUACAACACCAAAGACUACUGAAAAGUGCUUGUUGAUAAUGGGUAGCUGAACUGGUCUACGGCACAGUUCUGGCUACGCUACCCUACUGGGAAGUGAACCAGUUCUUCAAGAUGUUUAGUCAUCAGUCAUCAAAGCCCUGUGAUGGGAAACAUGCACUGAGGCUUUGUAUGCUUUCAGUCCACCAGUACACUUCUGGUUGAGUGGUGACAUCAGGGAGCUUCUAUAACAUGAUUGGCUUUCCUAAGCUGUUUUGGUUUUGUUGAACGAGGAAUUUUUGUACAAGGAAGACCACAAAUGAAUUUAUAUAACAUGUUUUUUUUAUGUGUUGUCUAAUGAGCCAGCUUAGAUUCAAUAGAAAAGUGAAUUUAUAACAAAUGAAAGACAUUGAUAGUUUCUUGUGUGGCCACCAAUUUAUGAAUUUAUUUAUAUACAAGUAAAUAUUAGUAGUUAAAACGUAACUAACAAGAUUUUUUCUAAUUCAUAAUGAAAUUGAUUUCUGUAUUCAUAGUUUAACAAAAAAAAACUGUCUUGCAGUUUCAAUGAACUCAGCAUUAUGAUCACAUUUCAUUGAAUUAUCAGUAACUGUGAUUUUGAGAUGUAAGUAAUAAAUGUCUUUUUGUCUUA